AGGCGCUCUGGCUCCAGCGGGAGCAGAGGUAUAAAAGUGCUGCGGGAGACGAGCCGGGCGAGCGCCACCGAGGACCGAGGUGGGUGGCAGUCGGCACCAUCAGGCUCCCUUGGCGUUUCGGAGUUUUCUCUGUGGUCCCGACCCUCCGGAGGAUCUCGGUUGCCUCCUGAGUCCGGACCUGGCAGGGUCCAGGUUCACUCGGAGGUCGGGGCUUCCUCUGUGCCCCGUGCCCCUCGCUCCCAGGCUCCCUCUGUGGUGCGGACUCCUCUAGCCCGGUGCGCUCAGCCCCUCGCACCCAGCCUCCAGGCACAGAGCCCGGCAGGGAGCCCGGACCUUGUGCUUAGAGCUGCAGUGGCUGGACAUGAAGGUUCCUCCUGUCCUGCUUCUCUUUCUUCUGUCCUCGGUGCGAGCUACUGAGCAACCGCAGGUCGUCACUGAGCAUCCCAGCAUGGAGGCAGCCCUGACCGGGCCCAACGCCUCCUCGCACUUCUGGGCCAACUACACUUUCUCUGACUGGCAGAACUUCGUGGGCAGGAGACGUUAUGGGGCCGAGUCCCAGAACCCCACGGUGAAAGCACUGCUCAUCGUGGCCUACUCAUUCACCAUCAUCUUCUCGCUCUUCGGUAAUGUCCUGGUCUGUCAUGUCAUCUUCAAGAACCAGCGCAUGCACUCGGCCACCAGCCUCUUCAUUGUCAACCUGGCAGUGGCGGACAUCAUGAUCACAUUGCUCAACACGCCCUUCACUUUGGUCCGAUUUGUGAACAGCACAUGGGUGUUUGGGAAGGGCAUGUGUCAUGUCAGUCGCUUUGCCCAGUACUGUUCUCUUCAUGUCUCAGCACUGACUCUGACAGCGAUCGCAGUGGACCGCCACCAGGUCAUCAUGCAUCCCCUGAAGCCUCGGAUCUCCAUCACCAAGGGUGUCAUAUAUAUUGCUGUCAUCUGGGUCAUGGCUACCUUCUUCUCUCUGCCACAUGCCAUCUGCCAGAAACUGUUUACCUUCAAGUACAGUGAGGACAUUGUGCGCUCCCUCUGCCUGCCGGACUUCCCAGAGCCAGCUGACCUCUUCUGGAAGUAUCUGGACCUGGCCACCUUCAUCCUGCUCUACCUACUUCCACUCUUCAUCAUCUCAGUGGCCUAUGCUCGUGUGGCCAAGAAGCUGUGGCUCUGUAACACCAUUGGCGAUGUGACCACAGAGCAGUACCUGGCCCUGCGACGCAAGAAGAAGACCACCGUGAAGAUGCUGGUGCUUGUGGUAGUCCUCUUUGCCCUCUGCUGGUUCCCUCUCAACUGCUAUGUCCUCCUCUUGUCCAGCAAGGCCAUCCACACCAACAAUGCCCUCUACUUUGCCUUCCACUGGUUUGCCAUGAGCAGUACUUGUUAUAACCCCUUCAUCUACUGCUGGCUCAAUGAGAACUUUAGGGUUGAGCUUAAGGCAUUGCUGAGCAUGUGCCAAAGGCCACCCAAGCCGCAGGAAGACAGGCUACCCUCCCCAGUUCCUUCCUUCAGGGUGGCAUGGACCGAGAAAAGCCAUGGUCGGAGGGCUCCACUAGUUAAUCACCACCUGCCCUCUUCCCAGAUCCAGUCUGGGAAGACAGAUCUGUCGUCUGUGGAACCCAUUGUGGCCAUGAGUUAGGGAAAGCUGGAAGUGGUGGGGGAGGGUUCUUUCCUCUCACAAUUGACCAGACACUAACAGAGUUGGAAAGUAACACAGAAGCUGUGAGAUGCUUGGGUUCCUAGGAACCCGUCCAGCGUCAUCUCCCCAUCUGAUUUGCAAACCUUCUAGAAGAUGCCAUGAGGUGUUGUGUGUAAAUCUUUGAGCAAGAGCUCUGGAAACCACCUCAGCUUCAACAGAGGCUGGUCCAGUCAACCACCUCCAAUUGUGUAGCAUCUUCUACCUUGCCCUUCCUACUGCUGAGCAAGCACAGGGGGACUUGAGUCAUACUAUUGGUGGGCCUGACCCACAUGCUCAGAAAAGAACAGGCACAAAGGCCCUCUGAAGUCAUUGGAACAGGUAUAAUCACACAGCUUCAGUGGCCUUGGGUCUAUCCAUAACCAGACAGGACCCGUUUUGGCUUCUUAAAAAUAAAGAGAAAUUAGUUUUGCCAUUUUGAGAAGUUCAGAAAAGUAAAGAAAUGAGUUCAGCCCAUCAAUUUGUAAAAAAGAAAAAAAGAAAAAAAAAAAAAGAAAAAAACCCUGUUAAUAUGCUGUGAAUUUAUCUGUAGCUUUGCCUUCUCUGUGUGUACAUUUGUACUUUAAAAAUCCUGAACUACAUGUAUCCAUGUAGAUUGUAAUAAUUAGCAAGAAACUGGAAUAUAUCAGAGUAUUAUUGAAUUCCUCCAUAAUGAAUGGGGCCCCUCAGCAAAUGAGAAAAUGGAGAGGAGAGGAGAGGAGAGGAGAGGAGAGGAGAGAGCAAGGUGAGGGUCAACUCUGUCUUGUAACUAGCGAUGGGUGGGGCCUGGCCCUCUCCUAAGUGAUAACUAUCAAGAUUAGCAGUACACAGGAGAGCUGGGAGGUAGGAGCUCUUCCCCUGACCCCCAGAAACAAGAAGGGGUGAACCACUGUUCCUUUUUAAUGGACAAUGAGAGACUUGCUUUCCAAUAAGCUGGGAAUAAUUGUACUUAGACACCUCAUCUGUCCAAGCUGUCUAGACAGGGCAUUUUUCUGUUGUCUGAAUAAUGAAAAAAAUUUUUUUCACACCAGUUCCUGAGAGAAGAUUUCCCUGUCUACAUCACUUGAGAAAUUAAUGUGUCAUUUUUUCAAAACGUACCGGCUUCUUAAAGCAACUUUAAGCCUUAAGGGCCCCUUUGUCAGAGAAAUCUCAUUCCAGAUAGCCAGCAAUUUCAUUACCUUCCAUAUGGUCCUGCUGACUCGCAGCGUCACCCAUUGACAGAUGUGUCAGGCAGAACCGACUCUACCCCCAAGCCCAGAGCGGUGGCUGCCACUGUACUAGCAUCGGAUUCCCAUCUCCUCACAGAGCUGUCAUGGAGACAAAGCAUCUUUGUGGAGCUGAGAGGGAAGCUGAGGCUUGAGGGAAAAGAGGCUCAUCCAAGACUCAUUUAGAACUCCCAGUUGUUAACUGAAGCACGAAUUUGGUUAAGCCUGAUUUUGUAACAAACCUAGGGGUUUUCUUAAACUAAUCAAUCCAUGGGAGUGUUAGAAAAUUUCCAAAAUUAAAAAAAGUCAUCUACAGAACAGCAGAUUUUUAAAGAAAAAUGUCUUGGCGAGGGUAGAAGGAGAUUUCCAAAUAUAAAGUGAGUUUUUGAGGUCACAGCUUCUGCAUCUGUCCUGAUCUCUGUAAUGUCAGCUGGUACCUGUGAGUUGCAUCUUUCCUAUGGCCAAGGAGAGUCAGCCCGAGGACAGGUAGCAGCAGCACACAGUGUGUCUUCCCCAGAGAACUGUGGAAAGAGCUUCAGUCAUACCUCCCUGAGGAAAGCUGAAGAUAGUGCCCUGUCACAGAGUAGGCCCUCAGGGCCGCAUCUCCUGUUGGUCCCUGUCUGCUCCCUUCCCAUAUUCUCUGUGUGCAUCUGAGCAGAUGUAACUGGUAACAGUGACUGUGGUCUUUGUGAAGCCUGAGUUUUUCCAAUAUGCUCUAAAGUGUGCUUUAUUGUAAGUCACUGUAAGCGCAAUAAAACCUCUUCUCUGUG
Messenger RNA from Mus caroli (Ryukyu mouse), 3644 nucleotides. RefSeq names its product G protein-coupled receptor 83 (gene Gpr83). The record is from RefSeq and is a predicted model, not a curated record. Gene Ontology annotation, cellular component: plasma membrane. Gene Ontology annotation, biological process: neuropeptide signaling pathway. Lineage: Eukaryota; Metazoa; Chordata; Mammalia; Rodentia; Muridae. Gene Ontology annotation, molecular function: neuropeptide Y receptor activity.